Girardinichthys multiradiatus is the source of this 2967-nucleotide messenger RNA. Its product is annotated as apoptosis regulator Bcl-2-like. Gene Ontology annotation, cellular component: mitochondrial outer membrane. The transcript is spliced from 2 exons. Bases 1968 to 2594 code for a protein of 208 amino acids. The record is from RefSeq and is a predicted model, not a curated record. NCBI's taxonomy places the organism in Eukaryota, Metazoa, Chordata, Actinopteri, Cyprinodontiformes, Goodeidae. Gene Ontology annotation, biological process: extrinsic apoptotic signaling pathway in absence of ligand; negative regulation of intrinsic apoptotic signaling pathway; intrinsic apoptotic signaling pathway in response to DNA damage. Gene Ontology annotation, molecular function: protein heterodimerization activity; protein homodimerization activity.
AUCACAGGCCCCUGAUGGACCUCAGUUCAGCCUUCAACACCAUCAACCCAGACAUCCUCCACCAGAAGCUCAUACAGCUCAAAGUCCCGGCCUCCACCUAUCAGUGGAUCACCAGCUUCUUGCUUCUCAGAGCUUGUUAACCCUGCAGUCAAAAAUACUAUAAAUAAGUUUCAUCUGCUCAGUUUAAUUCACAUUAUGCUUCUGUUGUAUGAGGCUGUAAUAAACAUGUAAUAAACAGGUAGAAAGAAAGUUCCCUAAUUAGGAUACCUAUGAAAGUACUCACUAAUUAUAUUUCAUCAUUUUAGAAACAGAACAAUCAUUACUAACCAGUUUUGAGUCACAAUUUAAAUGAAGAGAUAUUAACAAUUAUACACAUGUAAGAAAAUCUACAGUAAUCUUACUGCAGCUGCUGUGUGAACAUGCAACAUCCUAUGAUAUAUUAGCUAAAUAAUUAUAAUAAUUAUAAUGCCUCAAACAUUAAGUCACCUUUAGUGUUAUUUUCUUACAGUUAGCUGCGCACAAACACAAAGCCUUCCUUAAAACAACUAGUUAUUAUUUAUCUCUGACAGUCCUGCCAGACUCAUCAGUUUUGUUGCGUUGCAGUUCUGGAAAGUACCAGAAUAUUAAGCCUUCAUUUGGCUGCUGUCAAUUGUGAUUGACAGGCAGACCAGCCAAUGAGAACGCAGAUCCGAUUUGAACGCACAAAAAGGCAAAACUUUAGUGCUUUCCCCAGAUCAUUCACAAUAAACAAAGCGUGAUUAUAGCGCAAUGCUGGUUGAACCAGACUCAGAACCACAGCUGGACUCAGAUCAGUAAGUUUAUCACAGGUGGCUGCUGUGGUUCUGAGCCAGAUCAGAAACUUGACAAACAGAACAUCAGAACAGGAAUCUUAAACUGGCAGCAGGAGCAUCAUUACUAUUGAAGCUGUUUAUGGUUUUAUUAUAAAAUGUAUAAAAUUUGAAAAUCAAAACAAACUCAAAUAAAUGGUUCUCCUUCCAUUGUUGAUCCAUCACAAGCUAGACUUCUAGAGCAUCCAGAACCUUUAAAAAGAAAAACUCUUUCAGUCAUGUGAAGGUGAUGAGACCAGAACCACUGGCUACCGAGCCAGCAUUUACCCAGGAUCAGAUUUUCUUUUUUCCUUGGAUCAGACCCUCAGGAUCCAAGCCAGGAUCGGGUUUAUUGGGUUCCAAGGCACGAUCUGAACCAAAAUCUAACUUCUGUGGGUUCUGACCCAGAAUCUGUUGUCCCUGCCAAAGGAAAUCUGGGUCUCUGUUGUGUAGUUUCAGAAUAAAGCUGAAUAACUCUGAGUUACAGGCCUCCAGCAGGGGGCAGCAGAAUCCCAGCUGCCAGCCAACCCUGCAGAUGGAGUUGCUGUAAUGUUAUGGAUCCGCUGCUGAUCAUGCUUCUCCACCUUGAUCCCAGUCCGUCCAGAUGGUUCACAUGCAGGCUGAUAUUCAGAAGGAGCGCGCAUCCAGCAGCCUUCGUCCAGCUCCUCAUCAUCUGGCGGUUGGAGGGGGAAUCCCACACCGCGGGGGCGGGACCACAGCCUGUGAGUGUGUGUGUGCAGCACGUGGAGCCUCAGACAGACCCGAACCAGGACCAGGACCCGCGCCUGGACCAGGAUCGCGCCUUCAUUUUGCGGUGUUCAUGUCCCUGCGAGCUCAAACGGAUAACGGAUCGGCACCUCCUCGUGUGCGCGCAUCAUCCGGCCGUGAAGGGCACUGGCAGGUUCGCGUGGCUCUUACCGGUCACGGCAGGAGCUGAUAACCUGGAGCUUAGACCGGAUGUGCUGAUGACGUUCCGUUUUUAUCGGAUUUAACCGGAAACUGUCGCUUUGAUUACUUUGGAGGACUCUGACGUCACAUCAAGGCAAAUAAGGCACAAAAGGAUUAAAGUAUCAGCUGAUCAGCUGACAUCGGGAGAAAAGAUGUGUCAGCUGUGAGAUCACAGGCGGCCUGCAGAGGGCGAUGGCGGCCUACAGCAGCCGUGACAUCAUAGAGGGUUAUAUGCGCUACAAGUUACUGGACGGGGGCGUGGCCUGGCGUUUCCCGCCUCAUUCCAGCCAGAGAGGUAUUUUAUCACCGUUGCCAUGGAGAUCCGAGGAGGGUCUAGCUCUGGACCACCUGCAGCAGGCUCUGCCCCGGCUGCUAGCUGCGCUGCAGAGUGCUAGUGAUGAGCUAGAGGGGCUUUAUCACAAUGACCUUCAGGCCCAGGUGGCGGCGCUGCAACUUCAGCGGGAAAUCAGUGGUGGCGCUGCAUUGCGCAGCCUGACGCUGAUCCGGGACGAGAUGUUCAGGGACGGUGUAAACUGGGGACGCAUUGUGGCCAUGAUGGCGCUGGGUGGAGCUCUGAGCACCGAGGCCGCCCGGAUGGGCGAGACGGGUCAAGUUGACGACAUCGCUGACUGGAUGGAGGAAAGUUUGGAGUCCUCGACGCUCCGGGGAUGGAUCCAAAACAACGGGGGAUGGGAUGCCUUCGUUGAGCUCUACGAGUCCAGACCACCAGUCACUUUCUGGACCCUGAGUACUGUUUUUGGACUGGUUGUACUGGGAGCAGCUUUCAUCACACUGGGAGUUCUCUUUGCUCAGAGAUAGGUUCCUGCUAGACCGGACUGAUCCAACCUGAGCGUCACAUCCAGUCCCAUCAGCAACCUGGCAGUCCUCCUGCUUCUUCUAUUAGUUUUUAGAGAUUAGGAGUCCAGUUAUAAUCGCAAAGGAAGGAUUUUCAAAAUAAAAGCUCAUUGGUUUUAUUUUAAAAGGUGACUUUAAUUUUUCAGUGAGGAUGCCUUCACAGCAUCCAAAUUAUAUGGUUAAAUUUAGUUGGACUUGUAUUGAAGCGUUCUUAAUAAAUGGAGACUUGUGUUUGAGUUGAACUGGAUUAAAUCUGCUGGACCAGUUUCUGUUCUGCACUGACACAAAUCUGAUUGAUGGAAAUGUUGGAACCAAUGUAUAAAAGCAUUUUGACCAA